Messenger RNA from Vombatus ursinus (common wombat), 1401 nucleotides. RefSeq names its product CD14 molecule (gene CD14). The record is from RefSeq and is a predicted model, not a curated record. Gene Ontology annotation, molecular function: lipopolysaccharide binding. The coding region runs from base 98 to 1246 and encodes 382 amino acids. NCBI's taxonomy places the organism in Eukaryota, Metazoa, Chordata, Mammalia, Diprotodontia, Vombatidae. Gene Ontology annotation, biological process: positive regulation of type I interferon production; positive regulation of type II interferon production; positive regulation of non-canonical NF-kappaB signal transduction. The transcript is spliced from 2 exons. Gene Ontology annotation, cellular component: membrane raft; lipopolysaccharide receptor complex; external side of plasma membrane.
AAGGUCAUUCGGAACCCAGGACUCAGAUCCCAGAAGCCAGACAGCCCAGCUCUCAGCAUAAAAGGAGUAAGAGGUACAGAGGCUACCCAGACCAGCCAUGGAGCCCUGGCAGAGAUUGCCGCUGCUGCUGCUCUAUCCCCUGCUGUUGCUUCCCUGGUCAUCAUCCUCAACCUCCUGUAUCCUGGACGAAGAGGGCGAUAAUUGCUUCUGCAACUUUUCUGCCCCGGAGCCUCAAUGGAAUGACAUUGCGAUGUGCCUUUCCGCUAUAGAGGUGGAGAUCCUUGGGGGCGGCCACGACUUGGAUACCUUUUUACAGAAAGGAGGAGUUGCUGACCCCGGCAAAGCAGCGGAUGUGCUGAAAGCGUUGCGCCUCAGACGGCUGAAGCUAAGAGAAGCCCAAGUCCCAGCCCCACUUGUGUACCAGCUCCUGCGGACGCUGACCUACACGCGGAUUAAGGAGCUGACUCUAGAAGAUCUGGUGAUUUCACACCCACCCCUGCCACCUCAAUCGCCCACUGACAGCGAUGUGGGUCUGACAGCCCUGAAACUCAACAGAGUGUCGCUGGCUGGAGAGAGCAACUUACUGGCUGCCCUGGGGUCUUGGCUAAAACCUAGCCUGAAGACACUGAGUUUGACUGGUUUGGGCCUGAGCAAUGUGCCCUGCCCAGACUUGGGCACCUUCAAGGAACUGAAUUCCCUAGAUCUGUCAGACAAUCCAGACAUAGGAGAGAGUGGCUUAACUGGGGCCUUCUGCCUCAAGGAGCUCCAGGCACUGAGCAAUCUGUCACUUCGGAACACCAGCCUUGUGUCACUUGCGGAAGUGUGCCAUGGUCUGGAGGCGACAGGAACAAAUGUGCAGCACCUGGACAUCAGUUACAACGAGCUGAGGGAUACACCCCAGACUCAGUGUACCUGGCCUCCCACCCUGCUAUCCCUCAAUCUGUCCCACUCCAAGCUGAAGUGUGUGCCCAAGUCUCUGCCUAAGAAGCUGCUGCAGUUGGACCUAAGCUAUAACCUGCUGAUGAGGCAGCCGAUGCCUACGGAGCUGCCCCAGGUGACCGACCUGAUCCUCAAAGGGAACCCAUUUGCUAACAGCAUCACCUUAGCCAGAUUACAAGGGGAACAGGCGUCAAAGGGCUGUGCAGUUCCUUCCCGUGGGACCAGGUCUGUAGGCACACCACUAGCCCUCCAGGUCUCAGGGACUGCAGCUUUGGUGAUGCUGCAAGGGGUCAGAGUAUUCGCCUGAAGGAGAGUGGAGAGCAACUGGGGAGGGGAGGAAAACAUGUUCAAGUCCCACCUGGUUGCCUUGUGAUUUCAGGGACUGCAGGGUAACCUGCCAGAGUGUCAGUCUCCACUACUUUUCAUUAAACAAAGAACCUAAUAAAUGAGAAACAAAACGUC